AUGUGUUCUUCUGCCUCUCAUUCAGAGUACUUACUUGUCAUAAUAUAUAGUUGCCAAGGUAAGAUUGCGUUUUGUAAAUCUGCAACGUGGGUUGAACUUUUUGGUGCUACUCGCUCUUAUUGUGACAUUGUGUUCAAGAACAAUUAUCUUUAUGCUUUGGCACAAGAUCGGUCAGUUGAAGGAUGGGAUAUUUGUCAACAUGUUCCAAGAAAGAUCUUGGAUGUUAAGCCAACCAUGGAGAUAGAUGAGGAAUUAGAGACAGAAUUUUCAAGAGAUCUGUAUUCAAUAAAGUCAUACUUGGUUAAAUCAGAGGGAGAGAUGCUGUUGGUGAUAAGGUAUAUUGGAAAUUUUGUAAACGAUGAUGGGGCAGCUGUUGAUGAAGGAUAUCUUUUAUCAUCCAUGGAUAUACACCCUUUGCUUUGUCCUUACCAAACAAAGCACUUUAGUGUGUAUAAAUUUGAUUUUAGAAAGAUCAAGUGGGAAAAGGUGAGAUCUUUACCGGAUCAAGUUCUGUGUCUAGGUGCUAAUGAGUCCAUGUCAAUAUCUGUUCGAGCCUUUUCAGGAUGUCAACCAAACUCAAUUUACUUCACAGAUGAUAGGUGGUUUGAGAUGAAUUUGGAUUAUUUAUAUGGUGGGCAUUAUUGGGCUUGUUUCAACCUGCUAGAUAGAACUUUCAACCAUUUUAGUCCAAGUGCGUAUAAGCUUGAUCCACCGCCUAUUUGGGUCAUUCCCACUCCUGAUAGUUACCAUGACAUGCUGACUAUGUAG
Abrus precatorius (Indian licorice) is the source of this 768-nucleotide messenger RNA. RefSeq names its product F-box protein At2g26160-like. The transcript has a single exon. Bases 1 to 768 code for a protein of 255 amino acids. Lineage: Eukaryota; Viridiplantae; Streptophyta; Magnoliopsida; Fabales; Fabaceae. The record is from RefSeq and is a predicted model, not a curated record.